Molecule: messenger RNA, 676 nt
Organism: Linum tenue
Lineage: Eukaryota; Viridiplantae; Streptophyta; Magnoliopsida; Malpighiales; Linaceae
Source: the annotation of a GenBank genome assembly
CCAGAAAAAUGCACCAAAGCUUUACCCUUUUCACUUUCCCUUUCCACUGCACCCUUUCGCUUCGUUCUCUCACCUCUGUUUGUUGAUUGAAGAGAAUGGAACCAAACCUUAUAUGAAACCCACCUAUUCCCCUCAAAUUAGGUGUUCUCGAUUCAAGGCUGGAUUCAGAUGAACUCGAAGUCUUCUCGAUUCUCAUCAAGAGCUAAUUCCAUCUGUGUUUUUUAUUCUGUGCCCAACGUUCUUCAUCGUCGGACCGGAGCACAACUGUUGCGAUGAGCAGAACGCCUCCUUCACUUCUGACCAUGUGGUUUCAACGGAAAGAUGUAAUAGAUAUGGAGUGUUGUGCUUACACUCCUCUCAUAGCAUUCGUUGAUGGUCUUCACUAUGCAGCCAUCACCGACAUCAAUUCCUCUUCUCAAAAUGGAUACAUCAAGCUUGUGACCUAUGCCGCUGCUAGGCUUUAAACCGUGUACCUUGAAUGGGAAAGACCCGCACAAAAGCCAGCUAGUCCACGUAACUAAUUUGUUACAAUUCGAACUUGUUGUUUACUUGGUUCAACUGAAAGGCAGAGAGACCAGAAAAGUAAACCUUUGUUCUUGGUGGGAAAGAUGAAAAAAUAAUAGAGCAAGUCACGUAAACUUUAUAUAUGUAUUAUCUACAUAUAAUAUUUAUGCAC